GGUGGUGAAUGGAGCGGAAUGGAGGUGGGUAGUGUUGCAGCUGUAAUGAUGGGUUACCAUUGCAGGUAAAGGAUGAAAACAUCCUUCCGCGCCCGUGAGUGCGGAGUCAGCGUGCUGCCGUCGAGGACCUGAGUGAAUGUGCGUGUGUGUUAGUUUCAGCAAGUGAAUGUUAGGAAUAUGGGACCAAUAUUGUGGCCCAAAGGGAUCAGGUUUCUGGCUCCAGUGACCCGUUCUAGUGCUGACCGCUGGUGUGUGCCCUGACCUCGCUGUCAUCCCCUCUCCUCUUGUCGCGGACCCGCGCCUUUCCCCCUGCCUUUCGACUUCAUGAAGAUUCGUCUCAUCGGUGAUGUGAUGAAUAAAUUUGAGGUCCUUGGGAUUGUAGGAGAGGGAGCCUAUGGGGUGGUUCUAAAAUGCAGGCACAAGGAUACGAAAGAGCUUGUGGCCAUAAAGAAGUUUAAGGACAGUGAAGAGAAUGAAGAGGUGAAGGAGACAACACUGCGCGAGCUGAAGAUGCUCCGCACCCUGAAGCAGGAGAACAUAGUAGAGCUGAAGGAGGCGUUCCGCCGCCGGGGGAAACUCUACCUGGUGUUUGAAUAUGUGGAGAAGAACAUGUUGGAGUUGUUGGAGGAGAUGCCCAAUGGUGCACCACCUGAUAAAGUUCGAAGCUACAUUUAUCAGCUGAUUAAAGCGAUCCACUGGUGCCAUAAGAACGAGAUAGUACAUAGAGACAUCAAGCCUGAAAAUCUCCUCAUCAGCUCCAACGACAUCCUCAAGCUGUGCGAUUUCGGCUUUGCCCGCAAUCUCUCAGAAGGCAGUGAUGCUAACUACACUGAAUACGUGGCCACGAGGUGGUACCGCUCUCCAGAGCUGCUUCUGGGGGCUCCGUAUGGGAAGGCUGUGGACAUGUGGUCAGUGGGGUGUAUUCUCGGGGAGCUGAGUGAUGGACAGCCUUUGUUUCCAGGCGAGAGCGAGAUUGACCAGCUCUUCACCAUUCAGAAAGUGCUGGGACCACUACCACCAGAGCAGAUGAAGCUUUUCUACAGCAACCCCCGCUUUGCAGGCCUCCGGUUUCCCACAGUCAGUCACCCUCAGACCCUGGAGAGGAGAUACUUGGGCAUCCUUAAUGGCCCCAUGUUGGAUCUGAUGAAGAACCUGCUGUUGUUGAACCCUUCAGAGCGCUUUCUGACCGAGCAGUGUUUGAACCACCACGUGUUCCAGGCACUACGUGUGCUAGAGCGGCCAGCGCCUCCCUCUCCCACCCCACCUCGUACCUCCAAGAGGAAGCCCUACCAUGGGGACAACACCAUCCCCAGCCGUAGUAAAAGUUCUAGUCACCGUCGCUCCACCGGCAAAGACUGUUCAUCACUGCCGCGCCAUGAGGACCUUCACCGAAGCACGGACAGCUUCCUGAAUGGCGGUUGUGGUCCCAUGACGACCAGCCUGAGCCCCACGCUUCACCCCAAAAGCUACCAGAGCCAGACGCUGAGCCGCUCAGUCUCCUGCAGCAAAGAGCUGGCCAACAGCAACCUGCCCCACCUCCUCAGCCCCAAAGACGCAAAAGGCAAGACUGAAUUCGACUUCACCCUUGGGGCAAAAGCAGGGAUCCCAGCUACUGGGGUGGACAGCUCUACCGGCAAGUACCUCAAAUCGUCCAAAACCAACCGGCACUCGUCCUUCCUGGAAGGCAAGACCAGCACACUGCAGUCAGGGGACAAGCAUGGGCGCCAUAGCCAGAGUUACAUGGAAAGCUCUCAUGGCUCCAUGCCAUCCUCAUCAUCCUCUAAGAGUGCUUCGUCCUUCCUUAGCCUGUCCAAAAGCCAUGGCACGCUGAGCGAUGCCAAGUCUGUCAGCAACCUUGCCGAGUCACGCCUCCAUCUAGACGAGCCUGUGUCAGGUUCAGGUUCAGGAUCAGGUUCUGGCUCUGGUUCCCGCUACUUCCCGGCGAGCUGCCUGGAUCUGAACGCAGCUCCGAACAGCCCACGGGCAGAGCGUCACUCUGGUUCAGAGCAUCAGGGCCACAGCCCAGCGGGACGGGGCAACCCACGGCUGGAGGGCGGCACCCUGGACUCGCGGCGCUCUUCGGGUCGCAAGAAGACUCCAGAGGAGUCAAAGGUCCCAGACACACUGGACCCAGCCAGAGCUGCUGCCGCCGCUGCCGCUGCUGCUGGAGCUCACACGCUCUCAGCCCCACAUGAGUCCUUCCCUUACGGCCUAGGCUACACUAGCCCCUUCUCAUCCCAACAGCGUCCCCAUAGGCAUUCAAUGUAUGUGCGACGUGAGCGGCAUCGAACCCAUGGGCAGGAGGCCCUUGCGGUAAACCAGGGCGUCCCAACACGAGCCAGCAGCCUCCAGCUGCUCUCCCCUCAACUCCCUCACCGCACAUUACCCCGCCAUCCCACCAGCUCAUCAAGAGAGGAGCUCAGCCAGGACCUCAGCAGGAGCGAACAGUCUCCCAAAGAGAAGCCUCACUCUCACGGCCCGAUUAAAGACUCGACGAGGGACAACACUGCUUCCUUCCACUCACAGCGCCCCAAAAACGAGGUGGGGAUGUAUCACGACCCACACAUGGAGGAUGGAACCUCGUCCAAAGAGAACAGGAUUAUCUACAGUGACUCCAUGCCUCGGAGAGUGGGCAGCUUCUACAGAGUCCCAUCUCCGCGACCAGACAACUCCUUCCACGACAGUGCAGGCCAGAGCAGAGUGCCGACUGUAGCAGCAGACAGCGCCACUCUGACCAACCACUCCAAACGCCAGACCAACUUUGACCCCUGGAAUAACUCGGAAGCAAUGGCCAUGAACCCACCAGAGGUUCCAAAACAGAAGGAAAAACAGGGUUUCUUCAGAGCAAUAAAGAAGAAAAAGAAGAAGUCCCAACCUACGGAGGGCUGCGAGGGAAGGAACCCGAGCAUCAAGAAAAGCCUUUUCCCUCUCUUUAACUCAAAGAAUAGCUUAAAGCAUAACUCCUCUGUGCUUCCUGUCCUUACUCAGCCCAUGGUUCCAGCUGAGGGCCAGCAGGACCAGCUUGUACUCCAGAGACCAGUCAAAUCCUCUUCCCAUCACAGCAGCCGUCACCGGAACCGGGACAGGGAUCGGGAGCGGGAUAGAGACAGGGAUCGAGAGAGGAAUCGAGAAAGAGGUCGCGAUCGAGACAGGGAGAGAGACAGAGACAACACCUGGCCAACAGAGAAACAUGCAGAUGUGCAGCCUCAGAACCAACCUCUGAAGUCACUGCGUAAGCUGCUGCAUCUCUCCUCACCCCCCUCCUCCUCCCCAGCUAGCCAACCUCCUCCUCCUCCUCCAGACCGCUCCUCCGAACUGCGCUUCCAGCCACUCCCAAACCCCGCCCCCAAAGCGCCCCCAAAUCUGCCUGACGCCCGAGGGCUUCCGGUGGGCAGCCUCACCCCCAACACCAAGAGCCGCAAGCCCCACAACUACCCUCUGCCAGGGCAGAUCGAGUCCAGCUGGCAUGCCUCGGCCCUGACCCGCGCCGAAGGGGCCCCCUACCCCGACCAAAUGGCCAGCAAAGGUGGGCAGAACGGCAUCGGCUUCGCCAGGCCCACCCGCCCCCGAAUGCCAAACCUCAACGACCUGAAAGAAACGGCUUUGUAGGGGAACCGGCUGCCUGGGGAAUGCUACACUGUACGCACAGCGCUGCUCCCCUGGCCAGAAGGUGGCGGUAGUCAUGUCUCAAGUUUGUUUUUUAACAAAAAGCAUCCACAUUUGAUAGAAUUUGUAUUAUCGUUCAUGACAUAUGGGUUGAGUUUUUCUGUUGGAUAUCUUAUCGACAUUGAUGAUAUGUAUCUACGUAUUUGUAAAUUUAUCGGUGGGGGAAAGAAAUCUGUGGAAUAGUAAAGCUUUAGUUUAUACACCAGAGAAUGUAUAAAUACUCAAUGUGUAAUAAUUCUAUAUUUCAUGGAGAUUAUUUAAUUAAUUAUGAGUGUCUUAAUAUUUACAUUGUACAGAGUGCAUUUUAUUGUUGUAACAAACGGUACAUAUUGUUAGGAUUAUUAUUAUUAUUACUAUUAAUAUUAUUAUUACUAUUUCUUUUCUUGGACAUUUUGUUCUAUCAAUCCUCAGUCUGGAGGCCUAGGCUUCCUAUACAUAUUCUAACACUCUGCAGGUUAAAGAUUUCAAUCUUGUGAGUUCUAACUCUAUAAAUCACAGAAGCUAGACUACUGGAGAUUCAUUUUUGUAAACUGGUUGUUUUCUGUACCGUAAGCUAGAUCAGUUAGGGCUUCACAAUAGCUGCCAGCGGUUUUGGGAUUUGCUCUAAAAUUUCUCCCUUAAGCCAAACCAAGUCUAAACAGCUAUAAAGGCUGAACACAGCCUCUGUGCUGCAGCCUCAAUUUAGUAGAGUGCCCACAGGGAGAUGCAUUUUCUCUGUCAGUAAUGUGUUUCAUACUGGUGGGUGAGAUGGUAGCCCCCAGGAAUCCGCCAUAUGCCUCUUCUCCACAGACCCAAUCAGCUGAUGGCAGGUGUGACAUUGCCUACGGCAUAGUACUCUGGUUCUCAUGCAGCACCAACCAGGGGCAAUCUCCGAGGGGCCAGGAAGAGCUAUUGUAUGACUUUGUACGGUUAAUUUGAGGACAGUCGCUGCCUGUCCUACCAUAUGAAUGUAGUGUAUACAUUUUCUUUGAGAUCUUUAAAAGGAUACUGAGGUGUUUUUCUGCCUAAUUUCUGUCUGCUGCACCUGCAUCAAACCGUCAGUUAUGAGUCGAUAAUUUAAACGCAUCUACUGGUACUUAGAAAAGAUCUGAAAACUCGUUGAAUUGAAAGAUGCUUAUAAUAGAAUAUAAAACGGCAACUAGCUACAUUUCCAGCUACUUUCUGCACAAACUGCAAGCGAUAAAAUGAAAAUGCCUUCAUGUUUCCAUUAACUUUUAGAUGAUGCUUUACAUGAUGAUGUCAUUUUCUGCAAAAAAAAAAAAAAAACCUUGUCACAUAAGCUUGGUUUUUC
Molecule: messenger RNA, 4957 nt
Organism: Pygocentrus nattereri (red-bellied piranha)
Lineage: Eukaryota; Metazoa; Chordata; Actinopteri; Characiformes; Serrasalmidae
Gene: cdkl5
Product: cyclin-dependent kinase-like 5
Exons: 20
Coding region: 325-3609 (1094 amino acids)
Biological process (GO): protein phosphorylation; regulation of dendrite development; positive regulation of axon extension
Cellular component (GO): dendrite cytoplasm; nucleus
Molecular function (GO): ATP binding; protein kinase activity
Source: RefSeq, a predicted model, not a curated record